Messenger RNA from Paramecium primaurelia, 732 nucleotides. NCBI's taxonomy places the organism in Eukaryota, Ciliophora, Oligohymenophorea, Peniculida, Parameciidae. The record is from the annotation of a GenBank genome assembly.
AUGAGAAAUAGGAUUAUUAUUACAUCUAAAAUAGAUGAUUUAAUUUCCAAUCUCAAAAAGACAGAUGAAUCUCAACCUCCAUAUUUUAGAAAGUUAUCUUUGAAUCCUGGUUCAUCUGUAGAGUCUCAAAUAAUAAGUCAUUUAAAAAUCAGAUUGGAUGAGGAUGCAUUGUAAACAAAGUUUGUAUAGGAUAAGACAAGAUCUCUGGCCAAUAAGAUAAAGCAAUUAUAAAAGUAAACAAAAUUGAAGAAAGUGUAAAUGCCUUAAGAGUAUGUCAGUUUUAUAAAUUCAAUCUAAGAAAAUCUGAUACAAUAGUAGGAAACCAAGAUCAAUAAGAUACUUAAGAGAUAAUAAUAAUAUGAGGAAUAGAAUAGGAGUUUUUAUUAAUUUCGAAUAAAGGCUUUGGAGAAACAAUAAUAAUAGAUUGAAUAGAAACAUACAGAAUUACCUAAAGAAUUUAAAUCAUUUUAUUAACCAAUAGAGGAAGCUUCAGUGAGUUUCAAUAAUAUGGAUUAGAGAAUUAAGCAAUAAUUGUUUAAUAGAGGAAAGAGGAAGUUUUUUAGUUUUUGGAAUAAUAAUACAAACACUCCUAAUAAUUAAGGAAAUACUCCAAAUCAAAUAAAUAGUGGACUAGAAAUGGUUGAAACAUAAUCUUUAUCCUUUUUUUAGAAAUAGAAAAGGAGAAUCUCCAUUCAAAAUGCCCCAACUAUUAAAAUCAACAAUGUUGGAUGA